Messenger RNA from Carassius gibelio (silver crucian carp), 3300 nucleotides. RefSeq names its product ras-related protein Rab-11A. Gene Ontology annotation, biological process: neurotransmitter receptor transport, endosome to postsynaptic membrane; melanosome transport; exocytosis. Lineage: Eukaryota; Metazoa; Chordata; Actinopteri; Cypriniformes; Cyprinidae. The transcript has 5 exons. The coding region runs from base 160 to 807 and encodes 215 amino acids. Gene Ontology annotation, cellular component: axon; postsynaptic recycling endosome; transport vesicle. The record is from RefSeq and is a predicted model, not a curated record. Gene Ontology annotation, molecular function: GTPase activity; GTP binding.
UUCGGGAGACGCUCACUGGCUCGGUUACUUGCUAACUUGUUAGCAUGGCUACUGCCUAAUCACAAACACACUGCAGUGCAGCAGCGGAGAGGACAGGCUCGGAUCUGUUCCACUUUUCCUUCACAUUCUUCCAUUGUUUGCGCUUUUGUUUUAAUCGAGAUGGGGACGCGAGACGACGAAUAUGACUACUUGUUUAAAGUGGUCCUGAUUGGAGACUCUGGUGUGGGGAAGAGUAACCUGCUGUCUCGUUUCACCCGUAAUGAAUUCAACCUUGAGAGCAAAAGCACCAUUGGAGUAGAGUUUGCUACACGUAGCAUUCAGGUGGAUGGAAAGACGGUGAAAGCUCAGAUCUGGGACACAGCUGGACAGGAACGCUACCGGGCCAUCACUUCAGCGUAUUACCGAGGAGCUGUUGGGGCCCUUCUAGUGUAUGACAUCGCCAAGCACCUGACCUAUGAAAAUGUGGAGCGCUGGCUUAAGGAGCUCAGAGACCACGCAGACAGUAACAUAGUCAUCAUGCUCGUGGGCAAUAAAAGUGACUUGCGUCACCUUCGGGCCGUGCCCACUGAUGAAGCGCGUGCUUUUGCAGAGAAAAAUGGUCUGUCCUUCUUGGAGACCUCAGCUUUGGAUUCCACUAACGUAGAGACCGCUUUUCAGACCAUCCUGACUGAAAUAUACCGGAUCGUAUCCCAAAAGCAGAUGUCUGACCGCCGAGACAAUGACAUGUCACCAAGCAACAAUGUGGUGUCCAUCCAGGUGCAACCUACUGAGAAUAAACCAAAGAUGCAGUGCUGCCAGAAUAUCUAGCAGCACCGGUCCAGUCCCGAAGCCCUCCUCCAACCACCCACCUGCGACACCCCCCCUCCUCCCCUCCUCUUCAAGACUGCUUUGGGUCUGAGAUGCAGCUGCACAACUAGGCUUGAGCACAGAGGCUGGUUCCAAAAGCUGGAAUCUCAAAGGGUCACCACCUGCAGUCUGGACUAAGCUUGUUGUUUUUUGUUUGUUUUUUUUUAGUUGGUUUUCCUCCUUCCUGCCAUGGUAGGCUUUUAUAUUGCAGGAUUUUAAUAAUCAUCUGUGUCGAUCUUUACUGAAAUGUCUUAAUAUAUGAUUUCAUCCGCAAGCGUUUGAGGCUCGCUCAUGUAUGUCUUCAGUAGCAGCCCCCUUGUCACUGGGGUGGAGGGGAGAAACGUGCAGUAUUGGAGGUUUUGCUAUAUUUAAUGUUGUGAUUGUAGAGAGAUGGUGUACCUGAUAGAUGUUAGAUGACCAUUAGAGCCCAGAGACCACAGUCUUCACCUUUCAGCCAUCUUCCAAGUAUGGUUUACAUUGCAUGUACAUUUCCUUCACUCACUUGGCAUGGGUUACAUCGCAUUCAUGAUUUCCCCAUCAGGCCAGUGGAAGAGGCCUUAUAGCUGCCACGCCGUUUUCUCUCCACCAUCACGUGCUUCGAGGUAGAAUAGUGGUUUUAGUGCCUUUUUUUUUUUAUGGAGCGUCACACGGACGCCUUCACAUAUGUGCUUAAAACGCUGCACCUCUUUAGCUACCCGUGCCAGCGCAGCUAGGCCUUCAUCACACACUAGAACUUUCUUUUCUUUUUUUUUACUUUUUUUUUUCUCGUUAUUGUCCUCGAACAUCAAAAGUUCAAUUUGUAUAAACAGUAAUUGAUGUCAUAAUGCAAAGAGAGGGGAAAGUAGUUUAGCAAACAUGCACAAGUUCCCUUUGAAACACUACCACAGACCUAUUCAGUAUGAAACGAGGGAGUAGAUUAGAGACUUCCUCUAAAUGUAACGUAAACCCAUUGUACUUUUGCUUUGUCGUUAAAGUCGGAACAGGAAAAGCACGCAGCAGUGAAUACUGGCCAGCUGACGGCCGCAUCACAUGAGAGCACUCUAGGGAAUAGACUGGAUACUUUCUCUUUUUGUCUUUGCACUGAAUGUAAACUAUCUCUCCCGGUUUGACUUGCGCCACUACAGUUUAUGAUCUUAAGACCUGUAACUUGUAUUUAUUCCGUGGUAGUCAUUAAAAUCGAGUUGUUAGCCUGGUAACACUUUAGAAUAAGGUUCCAUUAGUUAAUGUUAGUUAACUACUUUCGUUAACAUGAACUAAGCAAGAACAAUCCUUCUACAGCAUUUAUAAGUCUUUGUUCAUGUUAAUUUCAACAUUUACUAAUGCAUUAUUUAAAUCAAAAGUUGUGCUUGUUAACAUUAGUUAAUGCACUGUGAAUUACCAUGAACUAACAAUGAAUAACUGUAUUUUCAUUAACUAACAUUAACGAAGAUGAAUAAAUACAGUAAUAAAUGUAUUAUUCAUUGUUUGUUCAUGUUAAUUAAUACAUUAACUAACAUUAACUAAUGGAACCUUAUUCUAAAGUGUUACCGUUAGCCUUUAAUCUUCGUGGCGAAAUGGUGAGACGUUUAGAUGUUGAGACAGUGUGAUAAUUUAUGAAUGUAUUACGUGUUUUAGCCUACAAAAAAGUCUGUCUCGAGUCCAGCAGAUGGAGAAACUACCACAAGCUGUGAUGCUCGUCUUUGCUUAAUGGCUGUCUAAUAAAACAUACUCCGUGUGACAUAAAAUAUCAGUAAAGACUAAACUAAUAAUGCAUGUUGUAUAAUGGUCACCACAGGUGGAAGAAUACUGUAGAUCUCAGCAUCUUAGUCUGCAAGCCUGAAGUCAUUUAUUUGCUGGAAAUUUCACUUUCGUUAUCGAUCCCUUCGACUUUAAUUACCCCAGCACUAGGUAAAGCAACAUAUUUUGCUACGAUCCUCCUCAGCAGUAUCAGAACACAUUCCAAGUGGAACUGAAGGCCCUUAAAGGCUGCAAUGUAAUAAGUGAAUCAGACUGAACCGAACGAACCGACAUUACCGCAUAAGUGCAUGUGAGUCAUUUUACUGUUUUUAGUAUCCUGUAUCUUAUAAGGUAAAACAAAGGAAAAGACCUUGUGAUUAUACACGCGUUAGGGUCUGUUUGUGUUUUAGGACCCUGACUCUGAUUGUAUGACUAUUCUUUAGAGGCAGGGGUCUCUGGUGCUAACAGGGGCCAGUGCCAAUGAUGUGAGGGUACAGAUGGCACAACUAUGACCUGCCCAUGCACUGCAUAAAGCUGGUGUGUCCUAGUAAGAUUACCCGGAUAUUACUUUUCUGACUGUCAGAUCUUUCAUGGAUUGCCUCGAGAACUUACUUUCUUUUUGUUUCUUUUGUCUGCACUGUACUGUGAUUUUUAUUUUGUAUUGUUAUGAUUAUACUAUUACUCUGUCCACUGUAAUUCCAAUUAAAAAGAGCAAAUAAAAUAUGUAGUUAAUUCAAA